Molecule: messenger RNA, 8123 nt
Organism: Truncatella angustata
Lineage: Eukaryota; Fungi; Ascomycota; Sordariomycetes; Amphisphaeriales; Sporocadaceae
Exons: 3
Coding region: 7-7977 (2656 amino acids)
Biological process (GO): amino acid activation for nonribosomal peptide biosynthetic process; secondary metabolite biosynthetic process
Cellular component (GO): cytoplasm
Molecular function (GO): catalytic activity; phosphopantetheine binding
Source: RefSeq, a predicted model, not a curated record
GCUCCGAUGAGAUUUGGUACUCCUCUUUUCAGAGUCGUUCUUGUUGGACGCAAUCUCGUUCUCACGACUCACCAUGCCAUUUCCGAUGGUGGUACAUACCAUAGACUGUUUGACAACAUCUCGCGUGUGUAUCACGGGCAGUCGAUACCACCAUACGCAGAAUUUAAGCUUUUCGUAAAGCAUUGCCUUGAAAUUGAAGAGAACACGGCCAAAUCAUUCUGGGGGUCUAGAUUUAAUGGGCAGCCGACAGUAUUUCCAAAGAUCGAUGUGGAAUACAUCCCCGAUGCGUCUAAAAGACUUGUGAGCCGUAUCGAGUUUGGACCUUGGGGACUCGGUGUGCCUCUUGGACUCAUGUCCUCAUACGUCGAAACGGCUUGGGCAAUAACAGCCAUGUCAUACACAAAUUCUCAGAGCAUCGCGUUUGGAAGAGUUCUUUCCGGUCGUGUGUCCGGACUUAAUGGUCUGGAGUCUACUUUGGGUCCUACCAUAGUCACCAUGCCCGUACAAGUGAACUUGAAAGGAAAGUCGACCAUUGCAGGGAUCAUAAGAGAGCGAGCACAGGAGCGCCGAGAGGCUUUGAAGAGUCCCGCGUUGCACUAUGGACUUACAAGGAUACGCCAUGUCAAUGAAGCUGCGAGGGUUGCUUCAGCGUUCACAGCGCUCUUGAAUUUUCGAACGCCUACUGACAGCGGUCGUGACUAUUCUAAUUCUGACAUGGAGAUUCAUGGCGAAUAUGAACCUCACUUGCCAUACGGCUUGGGUAUAUCAAUAGUCGUGAACGACACUGGGCUUUCUGUAGAGACGUUAUUUGACGAGAAUGUGGUAUGCAAGGCCCAGACACUAAGGAUACUUAGACAGUUCGAGCACAUCUUACACUUCCUGCUCAAAUCUCCGGGAGGAACUCAGUUGGAAAAACUUCAGCUUCUGAACCCGCACGACCGUCGGGAGAUAUUUGAGUGGAAUGAAACGAUCCCAAACCCACCUCUUCAAAGCCUUCACAAUAUGUUUAGGGGUGCCGUUAAAAUCCACCCCAACGCCGAGGCCAUUCAAGGUCCUGAUGGCCACUUGAACUACAAGGAGCUCGACACGAUAUCAGAUGUGGUCGCCAGCGAUCUUCAAUAUAGGGGGAUUGGUGCGGAGGACGCUAUCGGGCUUGUGUUCGAGAAGUCGAUAUGGGCAAUUGUUGCUCAGCUUGCCGUCUUGAAAGCCGGAGCGGUAUGUGUGCCAAUCGACCCCGACUUUCCAUCUGCGCGCAAAGAGACGAUUAUUGCCAUCUCCAAGAUAGCAACGAUAUUGACUUCUUCAGCCUACCUGGAAGCGCUCAGAAGUCUUGCCUCGGAGGUAUUAGUGAUUGAUGCUCAGUCAGUAUCUCAAUUGUCCAGGAGUGUGAACCUACACCCAAGCGGUGAGGAUGACUCAUUCCGGGCAGCGUUCAUACUUUUCACCAGCGGCAGCACAGGAACUCCGAAGGGACACGUACUUGAGCACGGCAAUCUUGUGUCAUCACUCGUGGCCAUUGGCCGGGACAUGGGUUGGGGCACCGAUGUGCGAAUGCUUCAAUUCGCCUCAUACGUAUGGGAUAUGAGCAUAGCUGAAAUAUUUGGCACACUAACAUCUGGCGGAUGUGUUUGUAUUCCUUCCGAAGAGGCUCGUGAAUCGUUCAUUGCGGAGUUCAUUGAGUCUGUCGGCGUAAACUGUGCCAUUUUCACCCCCACUGUGCUACGGAUGAUUACUCCAGAGGAAGCGCCAAGCAUGAAGACUAUCAUGUCCAUAGGCGAGCCAGUUGAUCUGGGCUCGGUGAAACUUUGGUCUGGUCAUGCUCGCUUUUUCAAUGCCUGGGGGCCAAGUGAAACAGCUUGCGUCAGCGCCAUGGCGGAAUUGACGCCGACUUCGCGCUAUGCAGAAAGCAUCGGUAGGCCUCUCGCAAGUGCCCUUUGGCUUGUGGAUGAGAACAAUGUCGAUAAGUUGGUGCCAAUUGGAGGCGUGGGAGAAAUUGUUGUAGAAAGUCCAGGUGUAUCACGAGGCUAUUUAAAUGAUCCAAACCAAACCGCGGCUUCUUUCAUCGCUCCACCACGCUGGGCGCCACCCCGAAAGGAAUCCACAUCAACAAAAUCUCAACGAAUGUACCGCACCGGAGACCUGGCCCGGUACAACCCUGAUGGCAGCCUCGAGUACAUCGGCCGUCGUGACAACCAGGUCAAGAUCAGCGGUCAGCGCGUUGAACUUGCUGAGAUCGAGAAGGCUCUGGCCGCUUGUUCUGCUGUUCGCAGUGCAAUUACGUCAAUUCAAACAAUCGACAAUGGCCACAAGAGUCUGGUGGCUGUGGUCAGUCUGGAGGAGCCUUGCCUGUCUAGGAGAACGCCGCUGAAAGAAGUUUCAGCAGAAUUCCAGUCCGAGGUCGAGGAAGGCCUCAAUAGUAUUCGCAAGGCGUUGUACUCCAGAGUCCCAAUCUACAUGGUGCCGAACGUUUGGAGGGUCGUCGAAGAGUUGCCCCGAACCGCAUCACUGAAAAUUGACCGAAGCGCGGUCAGGAGUUGGCUUGCUCAAUGGGAGCCAACACAUUUCGAAGGAUCUGGCACAGACGCUUUGACCCCACCUACAAACGAAGUCGAACAACUCCUGCACACCGUAUGGUGCGCAGUAUUAACUUUGCAGGAGGAUGAGAUAGGACGCGAAAGCUCGUUCAUAAAGCUGGGUGGAGAUUCUAUCUUGGCGAUAAACAUCGCCACAAAAUGUAGGAAGCGCGGACUGCGAGUCUCGGUUGCCACACUUUUACGCAGCGAAAGCCUUGCCAAUGUAGCUGCAGCUAGUGAACUACUCCCUGGCCAUUCGGACUCUUUGGGAGAAAGACCAAUGAUGUAUGGGAGCAACACGUCAUUGCAUCAAAUGGACGAAAAAGACACCCAAGAGAUCUUUGCGCAUCUGAAUGAAAUAGGCGUCCACGAGGCUGACGUGGAAGUUUUGCUGCCUUGUUCACCACUACAAGAAGGGAUUCUGUUCUCUCAGCUAAAGAGCUCUGGUCGUCAAUACUGGAUGCGACUGACAAUGAAGCUAACACCUACAAGUUCUUCAAAUAAGAUAGACGAUGCAAGACUAAUGGUGGCUUGGGAAGCUGUAUGUCAGGCUCAGCCUAGUCUCAGAACUAUUUUAGUGAGCUGUAAGACUAGGCUGGGGACCUUCCAACAGGCCGUCCUGUCAAAACCUCAAGUUUCUACAUCAUACACCGCCGUUGACCAGGAAAAAACAGAUAUCGAUUCGAUACUAGGUGCUCUUGAAGUUCCGCCUUUCGCCGCAAUGCAGCCACCACACCACUUGCACCUUGUUCGAGUAUCCGGAGAUGUCUUGUACGCCAUUCUUCAUAUAAAUCAUGCUUUGUUCGAUGAGAGAUCCAUGCGCCUUGUAGGCGAACAACUUAGUCAGGCUUAUGAUAAUCCGACAAGUCUGCCAAAGGCCCGGAGCUUAUCUCAAUACUUCAGUUGGGUCGUACAGCGCAAUGAAGUGACACAUGACUACUGGACUACGCAUCUUUCAGGCGUCACACCCUGUCUCGUUCCACUUCUCGAUGCUGUUGAAUCGAAGCUUAUGGAUGUGGACCAAUACCUUUGCGACGUACCCAUCGACGACGCACGUUAUCUGAACUUAUUCUGUCGACACCGGGGCUUAACUGUGGCCAACCUACUUCAGACCGCAUGGUGUAUCGUACUACGCCAGUGCACCAGAACUGAGGGGGUGGUCUUUGGCUUUCUACGCUCUGAUCUCGGACCUAUGGAAGAUGCCGAAAACAUGAUGGGGCCAUUACUUGCAAUGGCUGUUUGCAAAUUUGAGGCGGCGCCUGACUCAACACUAACACAGAUUCUCAGAGAUUUGAGUAGCAAUCUAUCACAUGCCCUGGAAUAUGGCACUUGUCCUCUGAGUGAUAUCCACGAGGCUGUUGGUGUCGGUCAAUUGCCCCUAUUCAACACUAUCAUGACGAUCUAUCGUCUUUGGCCAGACAAUCUUUCCAGAAGUGGCAGCAUCCAAAUCGAACAUCUGCCACUACAUGGAUACACUGAGUACCCACUUACGCUUGGCGUUGGCUACGACGAUGAUAACAUCGUUUCCAAAUUGCUAUAUGACCCUUCAAAGAUUCCACGGUCCUUUGCAAAGAACAUCGCAAACUUAUUUGCAAGUGUGAUCACAAAUAUCCUAGCCAACCCAGAACAAACUCUCCGAUCUCUGGAAUCUUCAAUCACAAGUCCACUCUGUGCUUUCUCUGCAGCGGAUAUUGCGAGGACCUCUCUGAGUGAUCAUGAAGCGUCACUAUUGCAAGCCUGGAACAGACACAUACCCGCAGCGGUGGAUACAUGUGUUCAUGAACAGACACGCAUCGUUGCCGGGCAACAUAUAGGAGCACCUGCUAUCUACUCCUGGGACUAUGAGCUCAAUCACGGAAUGCUGGAUGACUUGUCCGAUCGUAUGGCAGUCCUCCUGCAGAAAGAAGGUGUGACAGUGGGGGUGCCCAUACCAUACUUCUUCGAAAAGUCAGCAGUAUCUAUCGUGGUCAUGCUUGGAAUCCUCAAGGCCGGGGGGGCCUUGCUUCCAAUGGACAUUAAUCAUCCAUCGGAACGGAUUGCAUGCAUUCUGUCUGAAAGCUGCGCGCCCAAGAUUGUUACAUCAUUCAAUUUGUUGGCAAAAGUAAAUGCCAAAAUUGAUGCUCCAAAACUUAUUGUGGUCGACAUGAAUCUUAUUCAAAACUUGGCUCCUGGUCGGCCUGCGCCUGUUGACAUCAAGUCGUCAGACACAUGCUACAUUAUCUACACGUCCGGUAGUACUGGAAAGCCUAAAGGUACCGUCAUAACGCACUCGAACUUCUCUACGAGCCUCAAAUAUAGACGUGAUUUGGUUAAGAUGACCCCGGAAACGAGAACUUUGCAAUACCUCAACUUCAUCUUUGAUGUCUCGAUGUUUGACAUCUUCUUGACGUUGGUAUCAGGCGGCUGUGUUUGCAUGCCUUCCCAGCAUGAGUGGUUCAAUGAUAUCGCAGGCGCAAUUCGGCGUACGCGAGCCAAUUUCGUGUUCUUAACUCCAUCAUUGGCAACGUUGCUUAAUCCCUCUGAAGUGCCCACACUACGCACAUUAGGUUUGACAGGCGAAUCUUUCGAAAACCACAUCAUCGAACAGUGGAAACAAAUUCGGGUCUUAAACAUGUACGGACCAGCCGAGGCGACGGUACAUUCCUCCGGCUGCGAGGUUUCCUUUGGUUCAGGCAAGCAACAUCUGAAUAUCGGGCGUCCGGAUGGAUGUUUGUACUGGGUGGUCGAUCCAAACGACCAUAACAAACUGAUGUCUAUUGGUUGUCCCGGAGAGCUAUUGAUACAGGGGCCUAUUGUGUCGCCUGGAUAUUUGGGAAAUCCAAGCCUGACCAGUACCGUUUUCAUUGAACCACCUUCCUGGAUAAGCCGGUUCAAGAUACAAGACCAUUCACAAAAUGGUAUUUCUUCAUCUGGAAUUAAGCCUUCACAACGCUGUUACAAGACAGGAGACAUAGCGAUACAGACCCCGGAUGGUUCGGUGAUCUAUCAAGGCCGUAAGGAUACACAGGUCAAGUUGAAUGGCCUACGAAUCGAACUCGGAGAGAUUGAAUAUCAUAUCAGACGGGUGUUGAAGGCCAAAUGGGUUGUCGCUGUGGAGCUUAUCAAGCCAUCUGGCCAGGAUGAUAACCAUUGUUUAGCUGUAUUUCUUGCUAUCGCAGGGCCUGACCAGCCUGAGGCGUCCAAGAUAGCAUGCAAGGUCCUCCCACCUGUUCAAAAGGAGGCAUCCGCUUUACGAUCAGCUUUGACUGUCUCCCUCCCGACCUAUAUGGUGCCACAGUUUUUUGUGCAUCUGGAAAAGCUUCCACUCACAAGGUCGGGCAAGACAGACAGGUCACUCCUUCGCAAAACUGGAGCAAUGCUGUCACCGAGGCAGUUGAGUCUUUACGAUCCCAGUCAAGAAACAUUGAAUAGUACCACGAAACUCCCGCCCUCAAUAAGGUCUGAUUCAGAUAACGAUACAGAAAGCUAUCCCACAUGUUUCGAGGAUGAACUACGGCGAUUAUGGUCUGAAACGCUCGCUUUGCCUUGCGAAGCUAUUAAUAAAACAGAUGACUUCUUCAACAUUGGUGGCAGUUCGAUCCGCGCUAUGCGACUGGCGCACGCAGCGCACAGGUCUGGUAUUUUGCUCAGUGCCGCAGACGUAUUUAAAUCGUCAACCCUGUCUGAUAUGGCAACCGUGGCCCGUCGUAUACCGUCUUCCAUGGCUUCCACUCGAUCGGAUAGAUCAAUGGGUUUAACGAUGAAGUUGAUCCAGUCUAACCCCUUCUUGGCAUCUUCUAGGGCCCAGGUGGCGAGUUCUGAGCUCAUUCAUCUAGUGAGAGAUAAUAUCGAAAGCAUUGCCGAAGCAACAGAUGCCCAGGCCGAUAUGGUUGCCGUGGGAGAGCUUGAUGGUGAGGCAUGGCAUAACGAAUUCACGAUUGAGGCACCCUCCGGUCUCAACGUUUCAAAUCUAAUCAAGGCUUGUGAGUCCAUAGUCCACCAUCAUCGGAUAUUUAGGACUACAUUCGUUCAAUUCGGCAGCGCUCUUUACCAAAUUACAGUCAAGAAAGCAACCCUAGGGGAGAUGAUCACAAUAGACGGACCGGAAAAACGACCAAUAAGCUGUCCUGUGAACUGGGACACUUAUUUCCCCAAGUUCCAUUUAUCGGAACUUUCCGAUGACGGCAAGACAUGUCAUAAGAUCAGCCUCAAGAUACAUCAUGCUCAUUAUGACGCCAUCUCUGUGGACGUAGUAUUGCAAGAUUUGCGCAGGGCCUAUUCGGGUCGAGCUCUUUCGACUGGUCCACAUUUCUACGAAUGGUUGUCACAUGUUGAGUCUGUAAAUUUGUCAGCAUCAGAGGCAUACUGGAAACAAGUUCUGGAAGGUUCGUCGAUGACUAACUUAGUAUCAACUUCAGUGCCGGCAACACUGCAUUUUUGCCGCGACAGCAUUCAAUUCCGUGUCCCUUUGCGCAAUGUGACAACGACUUAUGGAACGCCAUCCAGCGUGGUACAAGCAGCUUGGGCGCUGGUGCUCUCUCGCGCAACAGGUCAAAGCGACGUCAUAUUCUGCGGUCCUAAUGCCAAUCGCAGCCUGUCGUCGUUUCCGGAUACGGAUCGAGUGUCGGGGAUGUGCUUGAACUUCUUACCUGUACGGGCAUGCCUACAAAACCGAAUGACCCUUGGGUCGUUGGUCAAGCAGAUGCAUGACCAGGCGGUCGCUGCAAUUCCGCAUCAGCAUUUAGGCUUUCGCUCCAUCAUAAGAAACUGCACAGACUGGCCCACCAGUACCAGAUUCAGCUCCAUGCUUAUUUAUCAAAAUCACGACUCUCUACGAAGAAUAAUUCCUUUUCAGAAUCAAGACUGUGUGCUUACUCCACAUGGGAAGUUUGGCAGAUGCGCCGAUAUUCUGGUGGAAGCGACCCCUUCUCCACCCACAUGGAAUGCGACAAAGGGGCAAGAUGAAGCGAAGGAGCUUGUGGUAGACAUUCUGUAUUCACAUGAGAACUUCACAGGCGAACAGGUUAAGUGGAUUUCACACUUUUUCUCGAGGGUAUUAGAAUCAAUACCACAAAAUCUGGAGCAGCCUAUCGAACGAUACGAUGAGCACGCGAGCAAACCAUACGUAAGGUCGUGCUCUUCGGCGCCUCCCAAAUCUUCAGCUCAAAUUGCACCGAACCCUUCACGUCACGGGAAAUAUGUCAUUGAUCAAGCUUGGGAUGAGGUUGGGCUGAGUAAAAAAGGCCAAACUGUCGACGACGACUGUUCCGUAUUUUCUUGCGGCGGAGACCUCGUGACUGCCUUGCUACUGUCCCGCUAUUAUCGGCGGACCGGACACGAUAUAAGCAUGCAAUAUAUCAUUGACAACCCUACAAGGAAUGGCCAGUCAGGGCUGAUUGUUGGUGCCGAGGAAAAUGGCAAUUGAAUGUAGAACUUCGGAGAUAUGGAUGUGAUUGGUAGGUUGAUAGGAUUAAAAACAUUUACAGAUUGAGAAGCCGACCUAGUGAUUAAAGAGUUUAAACAAAUCCGUAUUCGCGUCUGUUAUAUGCACAAUAAGAAUCAUAUUUGGAC